Klebsormidium nitens is the source of this 2154-nucleotide messenger RNA. The record is from the annotation of a GenBank genome assembly. NCBI's taxonomy places the organism in Eukaryota, Viridiplantae, Streptophyta, Klebsormidiophyceae, Klebsormidiales, Klebsormidiaceae.
AUGGCUCGCGCGGCGCUCUUUGCUGCAGUCCUAUUGGUCGCAUUGACCGCCGCGGCGGAGGCUCAAGUCCUGAGCAAUGCAAUCGCGACCCCCGUAACCGUUCCUUUCGACACGACCCUCCGCCCCGCUGCCGACUUUGCCAACCUGACGGACCCUGCUUGGACUCCCCCAGGCUAUGACCAGGGAAACAAUGCCAGUCAGGUCCACCUGUCGCUCGCGAGCCCCAACGGCGUGGCUGUUCACUGGGCGACUGGAGCUUACAAGACCGGCACCGGAGCUCUCACCCGCAACAACCCCAACUCCGUUCCGUCCGUCGUCCGCUACGGAACCUCCGCCGGAGACCUGACGAACUACAUCAGCGGCGCGGCGGAGGUUUACGACCAGAUCUACAACACGACGGUUCCGGCGACCGGCGGGUCGACGUCGCUGAACUACACGUCGCCCAUUCUGCACAGCGCGUUCAUCACCGGGCUGAGACCGAACACGACCUACUUUUACCAAGUGGGCGACAACACGACAUUCAGCCAGACGUACAACUUUACGGUCGUGAACCCCGCAGGUCAGACGUAUCCGCAGCGCAUUCUGGCGAUCGCGGACUGGGGCAUGAGCAGCAACGCGACGAGCACGCUGCAGCACAUCCUGCAGUCGUCCAUCGGCAACGUAAACCCGCCCGUCAUCUUCUACAUUGCUGAUUACGUGUACGCUGACACGUGGUACACGAACGGCACCGUGUCCAAGCCCAACACCGGCUUCGAGGGCCUUACGUCCGGCACGUGGCAGCCAGUCUGGGACGCUUUCCUCCGCUUCGUGGAGCCACUCGUUUCACGGGUGCCUUGGGUGGGGGGAACUGGUAACCACGAGAUCGAGAUGCAGAGUGACGGCCAGAACACCAUCUUCAAAGCCGUGCAAGCGCGCUGGAAGGCAAGUUCCUACCCGGCCGCCGCCAGCAGCGGCAACUUCUUCUACUACUCCGUGAACGUCGGCCCGGUUCACGGGAUCUUCAUUUCCCCUUACGUCGACUACACCCCCGGUUCCGACCAGUGGCAGUGGCUCGCUGAAGACCUGCGCAGCGUUAACCGGUCCGUAACCCCCUGGGUUAUCGUGAACAUCCAUAACCCGUGGGUUACCACCGACACCAGCUACAAGGAGUUCGAGCAGAUGCGCGCGAGCAUGGAGCCGCUGACGUACCGCUGGGGUGUGGACAUCUUCUACUAUGGUCACGUGCACUCUUACGAGCGCACAUACCCUGUUUACGACUACGUGAUCGACCCCUGCGGUGCCGUCCACAUCACCAUCGGCGAUGCCGGAAACGCGGAAGGCCUCUCCGGACUGGCCUCGGACAAACUUCAGCACAAGUACGAGGACCUUAACAACGGCUGCCCGGUUGUCGCCAACAGCAGCGUCCGCCCCGGUUACCUCGUCCCGGUUGACCCGACGAUCAACGACCCGUGGUCGUUUUUCAAGCGCGCGCUGACGUACAAUGCUGACGGCAACAGCUCUUCCCCGGGGGGUACCCCCGGGUACUGCGACAAGGCGCAGCCCGCGUGGAGCGCUUACCGGGAGAGCAGCUUCGGGCACGGGACAUUGGACAUCGUGAACGGGACAUAUGCCCGCUGGCAGUGGCACCGCAACCAGGACUCCAACGCGGUCGCUACCGACGACGUGUGGAUCGUCCGCGACACCGCUAACUGCCCUAACAAGCUGGGCAAAUGGCCCUUCGUCACCGCGGGGCUUACCACGGGGCCCGCCCCAACCCCCGCGCCCACGACCGCGCCCGCGGCCGCGACGCCCGCGCCCGCCGCGCCCCCGCCCGCCAAUGCCACGUCAGCAGCUCCGGCUGCUAACGCGACUGCGCCCGCGACCGCGCCUGUGCCCGCGCCCGCCGCGAGCGCCACGUCACCGGCGCCGGCGGCUGGUGCGCCCGCCACGUCAGCAAGUUCGGCGCCGGCCCCGCGGGCAGCGCGCCCGCUCCUGCGCCCGUGCCGUCGGCGUAGAGCGCCACGUGGCAGCAUGUCCGCUGUUUCACCUACGUGGUCUGAGAUCAUGAUCAGGAGAAGAGUUUUUGUGAGCUGCCUUGAUAUUUAUGACGGAAGUCUGGUGACUCCGACGCUUUUGACGAAGGUGACGAAAACAAAUGACCAACACGGGAGUUAA